UGCUCACGUUCAACUGGCUCAAAAGUCAAUCAUUUCAAAAGUACCCGUAUUUUUUGUGAUUCAGUUAAGUGGUGCCAAAUUAUCACGAACCCCCUUAGCUUUCCUAAAUCCAACCUGUUAGUCUGGGCCUGUCUGGCCGUUCUCAUAUAUCCAUCAGUUAAUAAGAGUCCUAUCGAUUGAAUCUGCACUGAACGGGAUAACUGAUAACAGGUUAUGUGUGCUAAGAGCGUCUACAAACGGACACAAAAGGCAGAGUGUUACUGAAACGGAUUCCAUUUGCAGAUUUGCUUUCUUUGAAAAUUUUGAGAAGCGCAGGAAUCCGCAUCGUAUUUCAUCCGUGUCCUUCAUUUCCUUUGCCCAGUGGGAGAUUUCGUGAUGGCCCAGAAAAUGCAGGCCCCGGAGGAGCCGUCGGUGCUGGCCCAUGUUGGCGUUUCUCCCGUGCGCGCUGAAGGCGAUGGUGAUCAGUCGGUGGAUGGCAAUACUCCGGUCGUGAAUCCGGCCGAAUUCCUGAGCAUCCUGCAAACAACCUUCCAGCAGAUGCAAGAUCGUUUUACGCAAAUGAUGGACACUGUUAUGGACCGAAUGGAUGAGAUGUCGGAUCGUCUGAAUGAUCUGGAGAAGGAGGUGACGGACCUGGUUAAUUAUGCCGGUGGAAUCGGCGAGCAGCAGACCAGCAAGGACACCGAGAAUAUUCCUCCAGACUCUGGAUCGCAGCAGUAAAAUAUACUUAACGUGUAAAUUACUGUAGACGCGUGCCACUGAUGCGAGCGCUAUCUGUCCAAAUGUGUUUUGAGUCGGUUCCUGGUAAAGUUUUGAGUUGUGUCGUUGCAUGUGGAUUCGUCAACGAAACUAUCAAAGAUGACAUAUGUGUACAGCCAGUGUUAUUACUUAAUCCUCUUUCAUUUCCUUAGUUUGAUCUGCAUUUCUGCACUAUUGUACGGUGUCUGCUUGAAAAUUAAGAGGGAAAGUUUUUGU
Molecule: messenger RNA, 975 nt
Organism: Paramacrobiotus metropolitanus
Lineage: Eukaryota; Metazoa; Tardigrada; Eutardigrada; Parachela; Macrobiotidae
Exons: 4
Coding region: 376-720 (114 amino acids)
Biological process (GO): cellular heat acclimation
Cellular component (GO): nucleus; cytosol
Molecular function (GO): transcription corepressor activity
Source: RefSeq, a predicted model, not a curated record